Molecule: messenger RNA, 2213 nt
Organism: Ilyonectria robusta
Lineage: Eukaryota; Fungi; Ascomycota; Sordariomycetes; Hypocreales; Nectriaceae
Exons: 6
Coding region: 18-2024 (668 amino acids)
Biological process (GO): regulation of DNA-templated transcription; DNA-templated transcription
Molecular function (GO): DNA binding; zinc ion binding; DNA-binding transcription factor activity, RNA polymerase II-specific
Source: RefSeq, a predicted model, not a curated record
ACAUCACUCAACACAAGAUGCAGACCAACCAAGGCAGAUUGAGAAAGCGGGUCGUAAAUGCGUGCCAGCGCUGCCGCAAGCACAAGAUUAAAUGUUCUGGCGCAAGUCCCUGCAGGACGUGUCACCUUCGGGGGCUCGAGUGUCAGUUCAGUUCAGAUGAUAAGAAAGUUGUCAUCUCCGAGAGCGUUCUUAAGAAUCUUCGGAGAAGGCUUGCAGAGUUAGAGAGGCAACAGAAGAGUCAAGAACCACGAGAGCAAAGCCAACCUCCUUCUCGAGAGGACGAAACGCAUCACACUCCAAGUCAAUAUUCGCAGCGUCAAGAUUUGACCGAGACGCAAUAUAUUACUCCGAGAGAAUCACAAGAAACGCAUUUGUCAUAUGAGUCGCCGAGUCUUGAGGAUGCGGCCGUGGAAAAUCCUCUCGUCCCUGAGAAACCUGCCUAUUUCUCCGAGGCCUCAGGAAGACUAAGAUACAUGGGUCACUCGUCGACUUGGUCUUUUAGCCGCCAGGUUCUCGACAUGGCGUACCAGAGCCCGAGUGCAGAACACUCUCCUUCGGCCUCAAGUCGCCUCGAUGGAGAAAUAUAUAGGAUUCUCCCCGAGCCAGGACCCAUAUUCAACUCCUGGAGCUUUGAGGGCCUUCCUUCACUAGAUCUGUCUCUAUACUACCUUCAUACCGUCAAAUUCCGAACCCACCCUUUUUUUCACCUAUUCGACGAAUCCGAGUUUACCAGCAGACUACACCAAUUUUAUCAGGAGCCCGAAACUUUCGCCCAAACGAAUAGACUGUGGUACGUCCACUAUCUGCUUAUCAUGGCCUUUGGGAAGUCAUUUAUCUCUCAAGGCAAUGCCCAAAGUGGGCCUGCGGGCUCAGAGCUUUUUGCGAGGGCUAUGGGUGUGCUUCCUGAUACUACCCAGCUUUGCUCUGAUCCUGUCAAAGCAACAGAGAUAUUCUGUUGCAUCGCGCUCUUUCUCCAAUCUGUUGACCACCGCGUUGCAGCUCAUUUAUAUGUUGGCCAGGCAAUCAGAAUGGCUCAGAUUCAUGGGUUACAUACUGAUAUGCAACCAAAUGAUGUCGGGGCGCAAUUAGUACACCGAGGUCGCUGUAUAUGGUGGACCGUAUAUGCCCUGGACCGGAGACUCUCAUCAAUAAUGGGUGUUCCAGACUCCAUACGGGACGAAGAAAUCACGGCGAAAUUCCCACUCAUCGAGGAUGACACCACAAUGACAGCACUCUUAAUUCAUUUUAGAAUUAGUCGCUUAUUCGGGAAUGUCAUUAGCACUGUUUACAGUUCUCAUCAGGAGGUGAAAAAGGCAUUUGUGGCAACAACAAGAACCGUGCUCACGGGCAUCGGCGACCUUGCUGAAGAGCUAAUUCCUUUUUCCGAUCGCGGUUUCGGAGAGAUUUCCCGCGUUUCCGCACAUCUGAACCUGGCCUACCAUCAAUGUAUCAUACUCACGAGUAGACCGGUUCUCUUUUAUCUGCUUAAACAACGGAUGGAAAACGCAUCUGAAUCCCAGAACCUUCCACUCUCAUCGUCAAUUAGGGGGCUCUUGCAGGUUUGCAUCGAUUCUGCAGUCCAGAUGGCCACUAUCUUGGCACAAUUACAACAAUGCGACCUCCUAGACGCUUUUCUGCCCUUUGACCUUGAGAGCGCCUUUUCUGCUGCUUUUGUGUUGGUUAUGGCUUCGAGCAUUCACAGCAAGCUUUUACCACAACAUGACUGGCUUGUGGAUCUCGGAAGGGUUUUUGAUUACAUUUCUUUAAAGGGUAACAUCUUGGCAGGGAUGUGUAAGUCAGAGGUAGAAGAGCUGACCCAAGCACUGAGUGGAAUUGACCCGCGUCUCUUUGCAUCCGCCGAGCAACCGGCCACGACACCAUUAUUCGAUCAAAUGAGCACAUCAGUCCUGGGAGACCCUUUCUUUGAAGACUGGAACACUACUAAUGGAUUGUCUGGAGCCCAAAUUCUUGACCUGGCCGAAGCGCUAGAAGUUGGCGGGUUGGAGGAUAUCUGGAGUGUGUAAAACAUUCAAAGACCACGGAUAUGUAUAUUUGAGCUGCAAUAGUAUAUCCCAUCGAGUCAAGGCCGUAAAUAUAUCAGUCUUGGCGUAUCACUGAACAAAACCAAGAUCCCCCAGUGCUGACAGCGCAGAUUCGACCGCCGCUACUACGCCAUAUACCCAAGCCUAGAAGCUUUCCACCGACGACAUGAU